Polypterus senegalus (gray bichir) is the source of this 5494-nucleotide messenger RNA. RefSeq lists its product as uncharacterized. The transcript has 26 exons. The record is from RefSeq and is a predicted model, not a curated record. Bases 94 to 4197 code for a protein of 1367 amino acids. Lineage: Eukaryota; Metazoa; Chordata; Cladistia; Polypteriformes; Polypteridae.
UGAAUUGCCUUUUGGUGCCCGCUCACGCCCUCCGUUUCUCGCUGAUCCUACGUAUGCUUUCCAGCAACGCUGGCGACAGGCUAGGGUGGGACGAUGCGGAAACGAAACUUAAGUGGAGGAGGCACUCGAUGCUCGCCGCUGUCUAGCUCAGUCAUGGCAGAUUUGACAGCUAGCCGCGGCCGCUUUCAGGAUCCGGAAUACAAGAACUGGCUGAAGACGACUCUGUGCUUGCAGCUGGUGAGAGGCGGCUUGUCGAAGUUUUUGGAGACGGAGACGGGCAAAUUCCACGACAAGCUGCUUUCUGCACUAUCAGCACAGUCCUGCCAGAGCAACUGCCAGAUCACCUCCAGAGUCAACCUGGGCACUAACAAGGUUCCAAUACUAUGUCCAGUCUGCAAUAACUGGAUCAGUGAAAUUUUGUCACAUCACAACAACAAGAAAGGCCAAAUCUAUUGGAACAAUUGCAUCCCUUAUCAUUGGUCUAAGGAAAAAUGGGAAGUGGCCAAGGUGUAUAUGCCAAAGGGGAACACGAAACAUUCCGCUGAGAAUGAAUUUGAUAUUUCUGCUGUCUUGACCUACAUGAGCAACUGUAAAUACUUUACAAACAUGGUGAAAAAUAAAAGGUUGACAGAGGUGACCUAUGUAAGAAAUCAAAUGAUGCAUUCUGCCACAAUGAAGGUCAGUACUCAGGACAUGACGACACAUAUCAGCAAAGUCCAAGCACUGCUUAAGGAGCUCCAGACUUGUGUGCCUGAGCUAAAAGAAAUUGACAAUGAAAUUGUUAAGCUGCAGACAACUGAACUGAAUUUAUUCUUCGAAGAAAUGAAGCCUGAGCUCUCAGAUGGAAUGCAGGUCAUUAACUCAGUACUGGACAAACAGAAGUUUCACGAUUUGGAACAACAGAUACUGAAGGAAAAGAUUGAAAUAUUGACGUUGAGGCUGGAAGAAACCAAAGAUGGCGCAGUUAAUCAAAAAGAGCUCAGUGAACUGAAGGAAUUUCUAGAGAAUAACAAAGACCUGCUGGAGCUGCUGAAUCCAUACAUGGCUAAACUGGAUGAAAUUCAAGUGAAGGUGACGCAGCAUGAUGAACAGCUCGAUGUUCUGGGGGUGAAGGUGGACAGACUGGAAAAAAUAUCUGAAGAGCCAAUUUUCAGUGUUCCUGUACUUAAAAACAAGAAUCAUCUACUUGAACUUGCACAGGAAAAACGUUGGCCUAUGCCAGACUUCUCUUCUAUUAGGCACACUCAUGGCUAUAUUGGUGAAGUGACAGUAAAUGGUAAAAAGUACAAAGGAUUACAGGUCCAUCCUAACAAGAAGGCUGCACAUCAAGAAGUUUCCAGAAUUGCAUAUGAUAGACUGAUGUUAGAGGAAAACACUGAUGCAUCCUCUACAGAAGAAGAGCUUCUGGACAUGAGCAAAACUGGUCCAUCUCUGUUUUUUGUGCGGGUGACAGUUCAUUUGAAGAAUAAAUAUGAACUUCCAGAUAUUUACAGUGAAGUAGAGACUGCUGAAAAUGCGAGUUAUGAGGAGUUUGCUAAAAUGUUUAACAUGGAAACUUCAUCAGAAGGUAAACAUAAACUAACAGUCCUGGAAUUCUGUAACAAAUCUGGGUUUAAUGUGCCAAAUGUGACUGUCCAAGAAAUUAAGGAAAACAAAUUUAAAAGCUUGUUACAGAUAUGUGGCCCAUUCAGAUUUCAAAAUAAAGUGGGUUGCUACAAAAAAAAAGAAGCAGAGCAAGAUGCAGCUAAGGAGGCACUGAUGUGUCUGACCAGAGUCCUGCAAUGGAAUGGUGUUUGUGACAAAGGAAACUAUAAAGGCAAGCUGUUGGAACUGCUUGCUCUGACCAUUGAGGGUCGGGCUAUGUUUGAAUCGGUUGAUGGGGAGAACAUGUGCACUCAAGACACCAAGGUCACAGUCUCAAAGGACCAUGUCUCUGACACGUCUCAAACGGAGUCAGCACAGUUGUUGCCGAAUUAUGAGCCACAGCAAGUACCAGCAGUACCGCCAGGAUUCUUUGCAGUUGUGUGCAUUACUUUAAAUAAAAUUAUUGAGCUGCCAGAAACUUUCCCUGUGGAGGAGGAGGCAAUCCAAGCAAUAUACAGAGACCUACUCCUGAAACUUGGACUGGAAUGCCCAAAUUCAGAUAAAGCUGGAUGUUCUGCAAAGCAGAAAAUUCAAAGUUUCUUUAAGGAAUAUGUCUCUAAGCAACCUGAAGAAAUUUGGGUGUCAUUGGCAGAGAAAACGUUUCAAUGCAAGUUAGACAUCUCAGGCCAAUAUAAAUUUUGCAGUAUAGAGCCGUCUUCUAAAAAACAAAUGGCAGAACAAGAGGCAGCCAGAAAAGCCCUGUUUCAUCUGAGCGGAAUUCUUGGCUCGGAUGGUGUAUGUAAUGACAAAAACUAUAAAGGGAUGCUUCAAGUGCUGCUUGAAAGGCAGCGUCAGGCAAAGCCUACCUAUCAGUCUUGUGAUGGGAAGAAGGAGGAAGAUGUCACAGAUAAAGGUAUCUCUUCUAAUGCUGUAGGUCCCCCCAGAAAUGAUGAAGACUCCACAGCCAGUCUCCCAUCCAUUUCAGCAGAAGCAUCUAUGGAGGAUAUCUCAGCCUCGCAGGCCAAAAUGAAAAAACUUCAAACCGAGUCAUCAACUUCAACAGGAGAAGGUUUCCAUGUAUCUGUGUGUUUUACUCUUAAAAAAAUUAUUGAACUACCAGAGACUUUCAAUGAUAAGGAAGAGGCUAGAAGAGCCAUAUACCAAGAUCUGUUCCGAAAACUUGACCUCUUGGCCCCAGAAUCAGAAACCAUUGGUUAUGAUAAAGAGCAACCAGUUACAGAUUUCCUUAGAAAGUAUUCUUCUAAUCAGCCUGCUGUGAUCUGGAAAGAAACUGCAGAGAAAAAAAUUCAAUGCAAACUUGAUAUUUCUGGACAAUACAGAUUUUGCAAUCCAUAUCCUUCACCUAAAAAACAGAAGGCAGAGCAGGAGGCAGCCAAAGAGGCACUCACUCGCCUCUCUGCAGUUCUUGGUUGGAAUGUCAAUCUUAAUAAUGAAAAUUAUAAGGGCACUUUACAGACUCUAAUCACUCAGCAAGGCUCUGAGAAUCCUACUUAUAAACCAUUCUCUGGUGACACAACAAAUGAAAAUGACUCCCAAGGUAAAGGGUCUUUGAUUGAUGCUCCUUCUUCCAGUAAGAUACAUGAAGAAUCAAGCACCUUAACAUCAGUAAAAAGGCUGGCAGAGGGCUUCCAGGAACUACAGGGUACAACAAGAAAACAGAAAAUUGAAUCAUCAAUGCUGCAGGACCUCCUUGAGAGAUAUCAACUCGUUCCCCCUCAUGUGUCUCAUCACUUGAAUGUGGAGAAGUCCUUUGUGUACUGUGCUGUCAUUCAGGUGGAGAAACUGCUUGUUAAAACUGAAAAAGGCAGCAGCUCACGUAAAGACGCUAAACGUUCAACUUACUCCAAACUUGGAAAAGCCCUAGACAUUGUUAAGGAGAGUGAAGAUGACCCAGUGGAUAUUGUCUCCAAGGUGAAGUCUUUUUGUCGGGAAAAGAAUUAUGAUUUCCCUGUAGAAGAAUUUACUACGAAAGACAAACAUUUCAUAUGCGAGCUUACUUGCACUCUGAAGUUUUCAUACCUUGGCAAUGGUACUGACCUGGAAGAAGCCCAACAGGAGGCAUCACGGAAAGCACUUUCAAGACUUGCAGAGAUUUUUGAAUGGGGAGUGCUUGCUAAAGUGACAAAUGAGUCACCUUUGGACAGACUUACGCAUCUUUUGCAGAAGCAGGAGCAAAGUAAACUGACUUUUGAGAGUGGAGACACUAAGCAUAAAGCCAUCCUUUGCCUAGAUUUCAAAGAUUUUUCUAUUCAGAGCAAAAAGCAUGACUCAAAAAAAGCAGCACAACAAGAAAUCAGUGAUCGUCUUCUGCGACUGCUAGAACAUGAUUCUAAAUCACAACAUGUCCUGCUCCAGUCACUAUCAAACAGAUCAAGUAGUAGCCCUUCAUCACGUAACAGAGUACAGGAAUGGUUUGCAAAACAAGGCUUAACUAUUCCUCAUUAUGAAGAUACAACUUACAAACAUGGUGCAAAGUUAACAUUUUCUGCAAAAAUCCAACUCACGCAUAAAGAUGCAAAGCCAACCUGGGAGCUGACAGAGGAAGAACUACUCAGAGAACUCAAGGCUUGUAUUGAGCACAUUGUGGGUUAGUUUGAGACAACCUGCAUCCCACAUGUCAUUGAAUCAGUCAUGUUGAAGGAUAGUCACCAGGCCUCCACUGGGCAGAUUAUGUCUAUCUGGAGACUGGCAGAAUGUUGCUCCUUUAUAUUCAAUGUUCAUUUUUUAAUCCCAACAGACACUUUCUAAGAUGACUGUAUCUUUUCAUCUGUAAAUCUGGCAAGUGUAUUUUAAAGAGGAUUGUAUAUGUUUAAUCAAAUUGAGGCAUAUGUGUUGACCUGUUUCAAUGAAAUGAGAAGACAAGCUUCAGAAAGAGAUUUUUAACCAAUGGCAAGCAGCACCACAUAGUCAUCAUUCUAACCCUGGCGUCAGACUGUCUUUCAGCUGAAAACAAAUGGGAGGAGUUUUUCUUGGGAUGAGAAGAGUCUUUUUAUAUUAAGAAACCUCAGUUAUCUCCAAGCUGAUAGGCCAAACUCACGUACUGUAUUGAUAUAUGACAAGCCCACCUUGUUGAGUAUCCCUAAUUUUAUUCUCUGCCUCUGCAUACUGUACAUUUCACCCUGACAAAGAACUGAUGCAGGGUUAAAUUAUCUUUAUUUGAAUACAUCCAUGUAGCUUGACAUAUGAUGUCAUUUCACUUUUUUUCUACUUUUACUCUCGCUGUCUCAUUGGAUUUCAUUUAUUUAGCUCAUGGGUGUGAAUCUCAUUCAGUGGAUGAUUCAUUUAGUCUCCUUCCAAACUCCCCUUUAGAGUAGUUUGUAUUUUUUUCCAGGGAAAAAUAGGACAUUACUUACUUAGUCUGAACAAGAUAUAUCAGCUUUAUGAAAAGCUCCUUUCAAUAUCUUAUUUGUUCAUAUUCAGUCCUUGGCAUAAUGCUCAGAAACCUUAUAACAAUUUAGCUUAUGAAAAUAUCUCCACGCGGCUGCAAGAAACAAUUGAAAUACAGUGCCCCGUACAAUCAUGAUUUUUGUGAAAAGUCAAUACACUUCCAUAAUGGAGGGGACCACAGUUAGUUUCCAGAUGCGCAAUAAGCAUUGUUGAACUUAUAGAGCAACCAUCUUAGCCUCAUUGGUGUCAAUGGCAGGGUAGGCCUUUGUGAAGACGAACUUGUUUCACUAUAGUGCUUUCAGCAUGGGAAAGGUGCUCUAUAAAUAAAAUUUAUUAUUGCCAUUAUUAUUAUUAGAACAGGGUUCAACUUGUGUAAAUUAUAUUAUGUUACUAAUAAUCAACCUCUUGUUUUCGAUCCAAACACUACAUUAUCCAUCCAUCCAUCCAUCCAUCCAUUAUCCAACCUGCUAUAUCCUAACUACAGAGCCAAUCCCAGCCAACA